UAAAAAAAAAAAUCAAUUUCUAUACAAAGUCUUAGCUGAGCUCUCUAUUCUACAAAUCACGGAGCCCUUAGAUGGAAUACAAAGCCUAGAUAGGAAUUAAUUGAAUCGAAGACCGAUUAGUCUCCGUCCGAAAUUGUCUUCUAUCUUAAGUUUCGAUCAGAGACUUGGGAAGUGGAGUCGCAGUUCCAGAUUAAAACAUGCAGUACAGAAAGUGAUUUUCUGCAAUUUUACUCCUUGGUAGUCUUUCUUGAUUCGACAAGAUGUCGGCUUAUGAGAAUGUUGUGGGUGGGAAGCUGAAACUUAAGGGAAAAGCCUUGAAUGUGAAGCCCGGUGGACUGAAGAAAAAAAAGAAACAGAAGAAACACCAAGAUCAAGUUUCUCAAGUCUUGGAAAAUGAGCUUUCUGCAGAGGGAAACACAGAAGAGCUAACCGUCACUGGUGAGGAUGUUGUAAAUGACAAUGGCAAAUUGAGUGAAGAAGGGAAUGCGGCUCCUUAUGAUGAUCAUCUGACACCUGCAGAGAGACGAUACAUAGAGCAGAGAGAGAAAAUUGAUCUCCAUAGGAUGGCCAAAGAAGCUAAUAAAUCUCAUCGUGACAGGAUUCAAGGUUUCAACCAGUAUUUGGCGAACAUGAGCGAGCAUUAUGACAUUCCUAAAGUUGGCCCAGGCUAAAAUUCUAAAAGAUCCACCAUCGGCUGCUUAAUGGAUGAAGUUAAGCUUUCAUAUAUAAGCUUCUCUAGCAAAUUAAGGAAAAGCAAGGACACUUCUCAUUCAAAUUCUCCUCGGUUGUAUUUGAAAUUUCGUAGUUAUAUGCUGUGCGGCAUAUUUCUUACCUAAAGUCCUUUAGUAGCCUAUCUAGCCUCGUGUUUUUUUUU
Hevea brasiliensis (rubber tree) is the source of this 874-nucleotide messenger RNA. RefSeq lists its product as uncharacterized. The record is from RefSeq and is a predicted model, not a curated record. The transcript is spliced from 3 exons. NCBI's taxonomy places the organism in Eukaryota, Viridiplantae, Streptophyta, Magnoliopsida, Malpighiales, Euphorbiaceae. Gene Ontology annotation, cellular component: nucleolus. Bases 261 to 671 code for a protein of 136 amino acids.